GUGGAGAGUUCUCGCGGAGUGAUAAGCGGCAGAAGUUUUUACUCCGCCGAAAUCAUUUCUAAUAUAAAACAAGUUGGACUGAGAGGAUUACUCCGGAGGCAGCAUGUUCAGGGCAGUGCUAAAAAUGAACAGAGACGGAGGGAAGGGGAGCAAGAAGGAGACAGUUGGGGAGCCGCACAUGCUCAGCAGCCCGAGGCGAGGGCUGGGCAGUGGGAUGCCGGGCCCUGGUACUGCCAUUUCUUGUCCUCCUGAAGACAGAUCGAGGCUUGCCCUGUCGAAAGCCGUCUCCACAUCACUGCCAGCCUCACCCCUGUUACCUCGACAGAACUAUAUGCUGCCCUCGCAUUCCUGCAAGAAAUCUCCAGGACCACUCAGGAAACCCAAAUAUGUGGAGAGUCCUCGAAUUCCCACAGACGCCUUCACAUCGGCGCUGAGGAAAAUGACUGAUGAUGAGCCAGGAAGCCUUGGCUCCUCCCCUGCCACUCAGGAGUUGAUGACACGCUUGGGUUUCUUGCUGGGUGAAGGCAUCCCAGGAUCCACACGCUUACCUAUGGAUGACAGGACUGAAAAACAGUGCUUAGUGAACCAGGGGGUGAGUCCUUGUUCCACUUUGACCAGCAGUACAGCGUCUGCGUGUACGGACAGCCCGUGCUCCACUCUGAACAGUUCCAGUCGGCCCAGUGCCAACCAGCACAGCCCCAGCGGCACAAUCAUCAGCCCCAGCUCCACGCUAGAGAGCAAGGAUAGUGGCAUUAUAGCCACGAUAACCAGCUCUUCAGAGAACGAUGAGCGCAGUGGGUCCAGUCUGGAGUGGAGUAAAGAGGGCAGUAUGAGGGUUGCCGGGCAUCAUUCGCUGGCUUCAUCCACCUUGCGCUCAGACACGUGCUCUCCUGUGGUUGAGGAGGAGGCAUCUACAUCCAACACAGAGAGCUGUGGUUCCAUCAAAAUCACAGCCUCAGGAAAGACAGCAACAGUUACGUCAAGGGUCAAUGCUGAGGGACCUGUUUACUACCCAACACCAAGCGCCUCCUGCCUCAUGAUGCCCAGACCCAACUCAGUUGCAGCUACCAGUUCCACAAAACUGGAGGACCUGAGCUAUCUUGAUGAACAGCGUAACACACCACUGCGCACCUCCAUACGAAUGCCGUGGCACAACACCGGAGGAAGGCCACUCCACGACAAAGCACGCUUUGCUCCAUAUAAGCCCGUGGAUAUCAUGCUAAAGCCGCUUCUGUUCGAGGUUCCGAGCAUCACAACGGACUCAGUGUUUGUAGGGCGAGAUUGGCUGUUUCAGCAGCUGGAGGAUGUGCUAAUUAACAGUCAGUCGGGCGAGAGCCGUGGAGCCACCGUGGUGGGCAAUGUGGGCUUCGGCAAAACGGCCAUCAUCUCUCGCCUGGUGGCACUGAGCUGCCACGGAGGCCGCAUGAGACAAAUCGCCUCCAAUAGCCCUCAUGCAUCUCCAAAAGCUGGAAACCAGAGUUCAGAGUUACCCAUGAGUCAGCCUCCACAUGCUACUCCUCCCUCCAGCAACACCAACACCCUGCAGUCUAACAGCUGCCCCAGCACACCUGAGCUCUGUCGACACAAAGAGGAAGCUGUUAAACGCCUGGCUGCCAAGGUGGUUGCUUAUCAUUAUUGCCAGGCUGACAACACCUACACUUGUCUGGUUCCUGAGUUUGUACACAGUGUGGCUGCUCUAAUGUGCAGAUCUCAUCAGCUCACAGCCUACAGGGAGCUGCUACUUAAAGAAACCAACCUCCAGAGCAUGCUCAGCCUGCGCUCUUGCGUCCAGGACCCCGUGGCAGCCUUCCGCAGGGGUGUGCUGGAGCCUCUUAUCAACCUGCGCAAAGAGAGGAAGAUUCCAGAGGAGGAUUACAUCAUCCUGAUUGACGGGCUUAACGAGGCGGAGUUCCACAAACCAGACUACGGAGACACCGUCGUGUCCUUCAUCUCCAAGUGUAUUCCCAAAUUCCCUACCUGGCUCAAACUUAUCAUCACUGUCCGGACCAACCUACAGGACAUCGCCAGUUCGCUUCCCUUCAACAAGAUUAGUCUGGACGAUUUCCCUGACAACAGUGAAAUCAGCUGUGACCUCGAUGCCUACAUCCAGCACCGAGUGAACAGCAGUCCUGAUGUGCUCAGUAACGUCUCUCUGAAUGGCAAGGCUGACCCAGUCACUGUGUCCAAACUGAGCUCGCACCUUAUCUCCCGCAGUCAGGGCUCGUACCUCUACCUAAAGCUCACCCUGGACCUCUUCGAGAGGGGCCACCUGGUCAUCAAAAGCUCCAGCUACAAGGUGGUGCCCAUCUCCCUAGCUGAGAUCUACUUACUGCAGUGCAACAUGAAGUUCCGGAGUAACUCUGCGUUUGAGCGCGCCGUGCCCAUUCUGAACAUUGCCCUGGCCUCUCUGCACCCACUAACCGAUGACCAGCUCUUUCAAGCCCUGAACGCUGGUGCUGUACGGGGGGAGCUACACUGGGAAGACUUCCAGCAGCGCAUGGAGAUGCUCUCUGCAUUCCUGAUUAAACGACGGGAUAAGACACGAAUGUUUUGCCACCCGUCCUUUAGAGAGUGGCUGGUAUGGAGAGCCGACGGCGAGAGCUCGGAAUUCCUCUGUGAUCCCAGAAGUGGCCAUGCCCUGAUGGCAUUCAUGUUGUCCAGACAGGAGGGCAAGCUGAACAGGCAGCAGACAAUGGAGCUGGGACACCACAUUUUAAAAGCACAUAUAUUUAAGGGUCAGAGUAAGAAAACUGGAGUAUCAUCCAGUGUUCUUCAGGGUUUAUGGAUCAGCAGCAGCACUGACAGUCUUUCUGCUGCAUUGGCUUCACUGAGGAAUCUGUACACACCUAAUGUCAAGGUGAGCCGCUUGCUGAUGAUGGGAGGUGCAAAUGUGAACUACCGUACGGAAGUGCUGAACAAUGCACCAAUCCUGUGUGUGCAGUCACACCUGGGUCAUCAUGAGAUGAUGGCCUUGCUUCUGGAGUUUGGAGCCAGUGUGGACGUAUCAUCUGAAAAUGGCAUGAGUCCCCUUUGUUAUGCUGCUGCAUCAGGACACCUGGGCCUUGUGACUCUGCUCUGCAAAAAAGGAGCCAAGGUGGAUUAUGUGGAUAAGAAUGGUCAUAGUGCGCUGGUGCAUGCUGCUCUGAGAGGACAUCUGGAUAUUAUCCACUACCUGCUGAAACAGCAGUGGAGCAGAGAGGAGCAGCAACAAGAGCUCAUCCUGAAGAGCAAAGCUUUACAGCAGGCUCUUAUAGCAGCCUCCAGCAUGGGUCAUACACAGGUGGUGAGAGAAAUACUCAACCUCACUGAUGAACUGACUGUUCAGAUUGAUGCUCAUGAUACACUAUGGGGAGAAACAGCACUAACAGCAGCAGCGGGCCGAGGGAAGAUGGAAGUGUGUAAUUUUCUGUUGGAGCAGGGGGCACAGGUCCAGCAGGUGAACAGAAGAGGAAUGUGUGCACUCUUUUGUGCAGUGAGACAGGGACACUGGCAGAUAGCAGAUGUUUUGUUGCAGCAUGGUGCAGAUGUGAAUGGAAGUGAUAAACAAGGUCGAACUUUACUGAUGGUGGCAGCAUGUGAGGGUCAUCUCAACACUGUGGAUUUCCUUCUUUCCAAAGGUGCAUCUUUAGAGUCGGUGGAUAAGGAGGGGUUAACGCCUCUCAGCUGGGCGUGCUUGAAGGGACAUAAGAAUGUUGUACAGUUUCUGGUGGAGAAAGGAGCAGUUAUAGAUCAUUCGGACAAGAAUGGACGCACUCCUCUGGACCUGGCGGCAUUCUACGGAGACUCAGACAUUGUACAUUAUCUGGUGGAGAGAGGAGCUGUGAUUGAACAUGUGGAUUUAAGUGGUAUGAGGCCCCUCGAUCGGGCUAUAGGCUGCAGAAACACUUCAGUGGUGGUCACAUUACUCAAGAAAGGAGCCAAACUAGGUAAUGCUGCCUGGGCCAUGGCUACGUCAAAGCCUGACAUCCUUAUCAUUCUGCUACAGAAACUUAUGGAGGAAGGCAAUUUGCUCUACAAGAGAGGGAAGAUGAAGGAAGCAGCUCAGCGGUAUCAGUAUGCACUGAGAAAGUUUCCCAGAGAGGGCUUUGGUGAAGAGUUAAAGGCGUUUCGAGAGCUGCGAGUUUCUUUAUUUCUCAACCUCUCACGCUGUCGCAGAAAAACUAAUGACUUUGGUCUGGCUGAGGAAUUUGCCACAAAAGCACUGGAACUGAAGCCUAAAUGUUAUGAAGCGUACUACGCUCGAGCUCGAGCCAAGAGGAGCAGCAGGCAGUUCACCGCAGCGUUAGCUGACUUAAACGAGGCAAGCAAGCUGUGCCCCAACAAUCGAGAAAUUCGCCGUCUCCUGGCUCGAGUGGAAGAGGAGUGUAAACAAAUGCAGCGUGCCCUGAAACAGCAGGGGACAAUGAACCAGCUCUCAGUGUCUCACAACUCGGACCAUGAGCAUGAACAUGAUGAGGACGAUGAGGAGGUCACUGAGGACAGCUCAGUGAGAGAUCUACAUGAGGAGCAGGAGGAGUCUUCACCACUGGACCACAGAGCUGAGGGCUGGUCUCAAAACUUCUACUCUUUUAACAGGACACUACCCGAGUCGAAUUCUCCUCCUCCUCACAGACAGAGCCAGCGGCAGCAUCAGAGAGAGUCUGUAACCCACAAGAGUCUAAUACUGCAGCCCACCAAACAAGCCCAGAUCAUCAAAACUAACCAGCACCUGAGCUCCACGUGUCCAGGGGGCAACAAGAGCUCAUCCAGCCCGCUCCCUGGCCGCCACAUGCUAAAAGCUGGGCCAGACAUUGACAUCAGCCAUCCAGUUUGUGCUAGUGAAGACAGAGGACACUUGUCCACUGCUACGGCUUACCAUGAUGGUGAAGGAGUCCUUCUGUCUCAGGUAUAUGUGUCAUCCAGCAGCAUCAGGGCUCCAGAGACACUUUUAGCCCAUUCUGUGAGCUCUUUAGAGGGUCUGGCUCUGUCGUCAGGAGCUCAAGGACAGGAGCCGAGGAAGGAAUGUGCCCUGGGAGCAGGAUCAGGCUCUGGAUCUCAGCCUGGCAGUAUGAGAGUGUCCAGUUCUACAAGCAGUCUGGCUUCCAGCAGCAGUCUGUCAGACAGCGGCAAGCUCCAGGGCCCAGAUGUUCGCACCAAAACCAGUGUGGACAAGAACAAAGAGUACAAACCUCGACCUUUCAUGGGUAUUAUGGACAAAACAGCUCGAUUUCAGCAGCAGCAGCAGCAGCAGCAGCAGCAGCAGCAUCUGCAAGGCCAGCAGUCAAUGUCACGGGUCUGGCAAAGUCACCCAGAGAGUCAUGGCAUGUCCACUGCAGGAGUGAACAGUGAGCUGGCUUUCCUAAAACCAGGCACAUCUUACUCUGAGCAGCUAAAGACCUCCUCUCAGGGAGCCACUUUAGGAAGCCUGCACAAUGGCAACCUGCAUUGUACAGCAUUUAGUGAUCAGUUCUGCCAAUCGGUUACCAAGCCAGCAGUGACCAUGGCACAUUCCUACACGGACAGCAAGCCCACACAUCCCGGCUUAAGCCGAGAUAAUCCUGCCAUUCAUGUAGCUUCAAUGAAACCAAAGCGAUCCUUUAUUGAAUCAAAUGUAUAGAUAUAAUACAGUCAGAAAGCCACUGUUUCAUUUCUCUCAUGUAAACACAUUCACACGCCUUUAAAUAUUCAAUCAAGUGGUUUUGUUCCCCUCCACGUUAAGCCUUUACAACAUAACCAGGGCACCAGCAAAUUUGUACCAGUGAUAAUAGAAUGUUUACUAGUAAAAGUUACAUAGUUAAACUAAAUUAUCAUACACAGUUUCUAGAGUAGUAAACAUUUCUACCCAUUUCUUAUUCAUGCAUUUUAAUUAAGAUAAAAUAUAACAUUAACACAUUUCAUUUAGUUACUACUUAAAGUCUUGUUAUAUUUCCACUUUUCUAUUUUUCAAUUUUUGAUACAGAGGAAUAUAUCAGGACUUUUCUUCUUUUAUUUUAAUGGGACCAACAUUUUCACUAGGAUCCAUUUACCUGUUUCAUUACCAUUUUACUUCAUUUACAGAUUCAUUUGGCUGCUGCUGGCUCACCUUACUUUAGCCACACAGGAAAUAAAUCAGUGCAAAAGAACGCACAGAGACCCACGCUCAGCACUUUACACAGCAUCACUGCAACACUCAUAAUGCACACAGAACAUGUAUCUUUGGAGGAUCACACUGUCAAUACUACAUUAUAUCACUGGUGCUGAAACAAAGUCUAGUCUAGAGUUUAUUAAUGAAAGUGCAAAAUUGAUAUAAAGAUGUGUAACCUCUAAUGCAGUGCAUUCUGGGACUGGUGUUAGAAUGGCAGGUUAUUAGCAGUAUAAACUGUUGCUAAACUGCAUCAGAGAAAUAAAAAGCUUUGUAUAUAAUAACCUGUGUGUAUUUUUAAAGCCUUAUAUUUUAUGUAAAGUUGUCAGUGUAUUUCACUGUAUGUGUAUGUUGCAUUUUUAUGCACGUUAGUUGUGAUUUGUAACGUUACUAAAUACACCCAAGUUUGUAUGUUCUGUUUAAAUAUGUCCUAUAAUGUUUCAGAUCUAAUAUUUUUUUCUUUGCUGUGCUUGUUUUGCUGUGUAGAAUAAUUUAUUUACAGUGCCUAUGGCUUGGUAAUUGUAAAAGCAAUAUAUUUUAUAUAGUUAUUUUUGCACAGUUGCUAAAGAAAUAUUUCAAUAAGAAGCUCUAAGGAGGAGAUGUAUGUUGAGGUGCAUGUUACAGUGGGUGUUUCAGUAAAAGGAAAUACAGUAUACAGCGAGAGGCUUUGGGGCAAGAAGUUCUAUUUUAUAUAAAUAUGUUAGUUGCAACAGUUGUCAUGUUUCAGUAAUGUGACAAUUAUUAAUCACAUGCUGUACAGAUGCAUUACUGCCAUCACAAACAGGAAAUAAACAAUGCCACUGUUAAACAGC
Messenger RNA from Trichomycterus rosablanca, 6912 nucleotides. RefSeq names its product tetratricopeptide repeat, ankyrin repeat and coiled-coil containing 1b (gene tanc1b). Gene Ontology annotation, molecular function: protein binding. The record is from RefSeq and is a predicted model, not a curated record. Lineage: Eukaryota; Metazoa; Chordata; Actinopteri; Siluriformes; Trichomycteridae. The coding region runs from base 104 to 5596 and encodes 1830 amino acids. The transcript has 26 exons.